UCAUAGACAUAGUUCACAUUCGAUUCCACUCAAAGCCUUCCCUCUCCUCGUCGUCCUCCGCCCACCAGCCCCAUCCCCUCUUUUGAUCCCUUCCGCUGCCCCAAAAUCAAAUCUUUCUUUUUCCUCCCAUCCCUCUCUGCUGUUUCCUCUUCCUCCUAUUCCACUGUGCUCUUGCUAGGGUUUCUCUGCUUUUUCCUCUUACUAUUAUUAGCUAAGAGCUCUGUUCCUGUAGCCUGAUCACCCACAGCACUACAGCACUCCCCUCGAAAGGCACCCUUCUGGCCCUUUCUUGCUUGGCUUCACACUCUGAGGUUCAAAGGGUCUCCGGUGAUCCGCCCAAGAUGGGUCCUUUGUGAUGGUGGGGGCGAGCUCCAGUUCCUCACAUGGCGGGCCUCACUUAGUCCAACAAACUUGAAUUAGCCUCCUGCUUCAGCUCGCUUGAUCGGCUCUGAUACCGUGAUCUUCAGUAUCCUUUCGAUGGCGUAUCACCAGACGGUGGCCGGGUCGCCGUUAACUGCCGUGAGGGACACGACGUACACGAAGGUGUUCGUGGGAGGGCUCGCGUGGGAGACUCAGAGCGACUCCCUCAGGCGCUUCUUCGAGCAGUUCGGGGACAUCUUGGAGGCCGUCGUGAUCACUGACAAGAACACUGGCCGAUCCAAAGGUUAUGGUUUUGUGACAUUCCGUGAUCCCGAAGCUGCGAGGAGGGCUUGUGAGAACCCAAGUCCGGUAAUUGAUGGUAGGAGGGCAAACUGUAAUUUGGCUGCUCUUGGACGCCUCCGGCCCCCUUUUUCUUUCGGGCGAGUAAGACCAGUGAUACCUCUGAUUGGGAGUGUGCAGAACCCGAGAAGUCCUUACGUUGGAAACCCCAGUUAUCAUCAACCUGGUGGUUCUUAUGGUUAUCAGCCGGGAUUCGUAUAUCCCCCCUACGGAUACACCACAUAUGCCCCCGAGUAUGUCUAUUCACAGGGUGCUUACAACCCUUAUGUACCGCAGCAAUACCUUCAUGUUUAUGGUGUGCCGGGGGUACCUACCACAGGACCUUACUCUUAUGGACAACUGGGGCACCCUACUUCGGGAAGUCAUGGGUACACAUCGCUCCAGAACUAUGGAGUGCCAGGUCAGCAUCUAGUGCAAUUCGCUGGGCCCAACCUCAACGGACCAACCACAGCUCCUCCAAUUCCAACUAUUCAGGCACCUUAUCCCACAGGUGUGGGUGGACCGGUUCCGGGACAGCCACAGAUAAUUGUAACUGCUCAUUCUCCACAGUUCACUAGUGGUUCUGAUCAAACAGCUGGUUGAGUUUUCCAUUGGAAAGUCACAUCGUCAGGUAAUCCUUAGAUUGCGGCGGGACUUAGAGCUGCAGUACCGCUACUUCAGCGGCAGGCUCCGAAUCUUAGCCUUGCAAGUUGUCAUCUUGGCAUCUAGAGGUCAUCUUUUGUUGUGACGAUCAAAGAUCGAAGUCAGCUGUAAGAUGUUGAGUCACUACUCUGAACCCAAACCCCAGAGUCUGAGGCCGUGGCAAGAAGGUGUUGGGACCACUCUUCCAUCGCCCUCCAAAGAACGUGUUCUCGGCCUUUCUCCCCGAGUUGGCUGCCCAGGAAUGCGGUUUUCCCUCGCAGCCAAAAAACAUGUUGAAAGAAAAAAGACCGAUCUUGUCCUGUGUCAUGAAAGAAUCAACAUAUGAUUCUACUGCAUCAUCCUAACCGAACCGUGGAGCAGGUCCAGGUUCAGGUUUCUAGUUCGGUUUGCAUCAGUAGCUGUGGUCAUCAUAUAUCUCCAUUUCUGCAUCUCUCGUUUGCAUCUUUAACGUUUCUGUUUACAGAACUCCCAAUGCUGGUAUAUUCUUUUACCAGUAGGGCGCCCGUAGAAUUUCCCCUUUUUUCAUCUCCAACUUUUUGUUCCGGUUUCUUAAGGAAGCCAAAUUCAUAACCAAGUGUGGGCAGUACACUAUUGCACUUCUUUCUUUUCCCAGUUUCUUUUUCCUGGACUCUACUAUUGCGACGAUUUCUUUGUAGUCGUAUUCUCGUGUUGGACUAAGUGAGUAGUUUUUAUCAGU
Punica granatum (pomegranate) is the source of this 2059-nucleotide messenger RNA. Lineage: Eukaryota; Viridiplantae; Streptophyta; Magnoliopsida; Myrtales; Lythraceae. The record is from RefSeq and is a predicted model, not a curated record.